AUUGCCGCAUCGCAUUCCAUUCCCUUUCGACCCAAUCCUGGCGGGAAAGUUCAUUGCAAUCAAGCACAAGAUGAUUUGCCAGCGAUGUCUCCAGCGGCUCGGCCAACCACGAUCCUUCUCACGACACGCCAUCAGCAGCAGCAGCACCUCCGCCCGGAAUUUUUCCCGGGCAACGUCACGAGCAGCCCAGGCCGUCUCAGCACAAACCGCGACCGCAACCAACCCUCGACCCAACGACCUCGCCGCCGCGACCUCCACAUCCGCCGCACAGCCCUUCAGCGCACCGCUGGUCUCCGGUGCGAGGCAAUCCGAUCUCGGUCCGGCCGAGCAGCAACCCCCGAAGGUCGUCUCCAGCUGCCCGGCGGGGACGCCAUUGAAAGGCCUCAAUUUCAAGAAAAAUGCACAGGAUCCGCUAGCGUUGGAGGAUGAGGCGUAUCCGGCGUGGCUGUGGAGGGUCUUGGAUAAGAAAGCUGGUGCAGAUGAUGUUGUGGGUGGAGAGGGUGACAUGUUAGCCAAAUCGAAGAAACAGCGCCGCAUCGCCGCCAAAGCUCUUCGAAAACAGCAACUCCUCAACCCAGGCUUACUCGAGCCAAAGAUCCCGCUGUACGAACAGACCAUCGAUCUGCCCGCUGGCGAUGGCUCCUUACAGGGCUCCAAAGACGCCAUCGCCGCGCGUACCGAGUUAACCAAAGCUAUGCGCGACAAGCGGAGAAGCAAGAUCAAGGAGGACAAUUUCUUGAAGGAGAUGCGAUAGUGGACUGGUGGUGGUGGCUAGAGCUUGGGGAGAAGUCAUGUGGCGCGAUCGUCCGCACUGAUGGAAUAUGGCCAAUGCCCUUUGUCGAACAGGGCGAGCGAAGUGUACAUUACGGGAACAGUGUACAAAAAUUAUAGAUUAUGCGUCCGACGCGUAACAAGUCGAAUCCAAUUAUUUGUAAUGAUGAUCCUACAUCAUCACAUUUGCACAGCUUGACACUUGAUCAGCAGGCGUGCACUGUACUUGACUACGGCCAUGCCGAGUUGAAAUCUGGCAAAUCACCAAAGCACAAAUGUUAAAAUCAAUUCACGAGGAACGAACCGAUACAUACGAAAUCGAGCAAGUCCAA
Messenger RNA from Dissoconium aciculare CBS 342.82, 1103 nucleotides. RefSeq lists its product as uncharacterized. The record is from RefSeq and is a predicted model, not a curated record. NCBI's taxonomy places the organism in Eukaryota, Fungi, Ascomycota, Dothideomycetes, Mycosphaerellales, Dissoconiaceae. Bases 71 to 754 code for a protein of 227 amino acids. Gene Ontology annotation, cellular component: mitochondrial large ribosomal subunit. Gene Ontology annotation, molecular function: structural constituent of ribosome. The transcript is spliced from 2 exons.